AUGGGACACAUCCCGGCCGAUCUGCUAUAUACGUUCCAUGAAUCGCUAGAAGAAUGGGACAAAAAUGACGUGCGAAUGGCGCUGGAUACAAUUUCACGAAACGUACCUUGUAUCCGAUUCCAAUAUUCGCAAAAUGUACCCUCUGGACCGCACUUUCACUAUAUGAAGGUGGACAGCCCUUCUUUCUGUGGCCUUUCCUAUAUCGGGAAAGUUGAUAAUGGAAACCCUAUUUAUUUAAGUUUUGGAUGCGGCCAGAACGUCGGCGUGGCAAUCCACGAAUCAAUGCACGCCCUCGGCGUAAACCACCAACACCUGCGAUUUGACCGCGAUCAGUGGAUUACGGUCGAUUGGUCAAACAUUAACCCGCAGCACUACGAUAUGUUUGCCGUAGCCGAUGCUAAACUGUUUACAAGCUAUGGAGUCCAGUAUGACUAUGGUAGCAUCAUGCAUUAUAACGCUUAUACGGGUGCAAUGGAUACGAAUAAGCCCACAAUGAUCCCGAAGGUCAACCAGGCGCAAAACACGCGAGUCCUCGGCCAACGUGACCAAAUGACGCAGCGAGACACGGAAAUUUUGCAGAAAAUGUAUUGCAAAGCUAAUA
Messenger RNA from Mesorhabditis spiculigera, 601 nucleotides. The record is from the annotation of a GenBank genome assembly. NCBI's taxonomy places the organism in Eukaryota, Metazoa, Nematoda, Chromadorea, Rhabditida, Rhabditidae.